This is a messenger RNA of Ustilaginoidea virens, 786 nucleotides long. RefSeq lists its product as uncharacterized. Gene Ontology annotation, molecular function: thiamine diphosphokinase activity; ATP binding; thiamine binding. The record is from RefSeq and is a predicted model, not a curated record. Gene Ontology annotation, biological process: thiamine metabolic process; thiamine diphosphate biosynthetic process. NCBI's taxonomy places the organism in Eukaryota, Fungi, Ascomycota, Sordariomycetes, Hypocreales, Clavicipitaceae. The coding region runs from base 1 to 786 and encodes 261 amino acids. The transcript is spliced from 3 exons.
AUGUCGACCUCGGUCUUUGAGUGGCACCCUGCCAAGUUGCUCCAGGCUCGAGACGACUUCCACGAGUUUGCAUUGUUGGUCCUCAACCAACCCCUGAAAACCAGCGCAAUCCUACGCAGGCUGUGGAGGAAUGCCCAGCUCAGGGUCGCCGCUGACGGCGGAGCCAACAGGCUGCUUGAGCUUUCUUCUUUCCAGGGAAAGUUUUCGAAUCUACAAGCCAUCAUCGGCGACUUGGAUUCCCUCUCCCCCUCUGUGAGGGAUUUUUACUCUUCGCAGCCAACCCCCGCUCAAGUCAUCCACGAUUCAGAUCAAGAGUCGGCGGAUUUCGGCAAGGCCAUCAACUGGAUUCGUAAAGCGCAGCCCAAGGCUCUGGAUAUCGUGGCAUUGGGGGGCAUAGGCGGUCGCGUGGACCAAGGCCUGAGCCAGCUGCAUCACCUACACCUGUUUCAACAGGAUCCUGCCUAUGGCACGGGCCGCAUAUACCUGCUGUCUGGCUCCAGCUUGACGUUUUUGCUGAAACCAGGAAGUCACAGGAUUAAUGUCAAGGAAGAAGGGGAAGACGUGCUGUUCGGCAAGCACGUGGGGAUUAUUCCCUUGCAGGGACCUAGCCGCAUCACGACGAAAGGCUUGGAAUGGGAUGUUGUCGACUGGGAAUCCCGAGUGGGAGGACAACUGAGCACGAGCAACCACGUACUGCCUCAAACUAAGUGUGUCGAGGUUCAUACCACGAAUGACGUGCUCUUCACCAUAGCGCUCCGCCAAUUCGAUGGCGAGGACGAAUCCUGA